CCAUUUUUUCAUUAUGCACUUUUACAAAACUCCACUUUUUCAUUAUGCACUUUUUCAAAAAGCUGAACCAAACUCAUCCUAAGUUUUUGACCACAGUGAGCACAAGUGUGCACCGAAUGUGAGGUUGAGGGAGGAGGACGAGGAACUCUUUGAAAUGAAUUAUGUUGAGUUCAUUUGGAGGGAUAUUGAGGGUAGUGAUCUUGAUACUAGGAGGAGAAUUGUGUGUGAGCUUCUUAAAGGGAUUGCGACCAAUUAUAAGCAACAGGUCACCGAGAUAGUUUCUGCACAGAUUCAGCAUUUGUUAACUUCGUUUGCUGCAAACCCAGUUACAAAUUGGAAGGAUAAGGACUGUGCCAUAUACUUAGUUGUCUCCCUUGCUAGUUGCUACUAAGAAGGCUGGGGGUAGUUUGGUCUCGACAGAUCUUGUUGAUGUUCAGAGUUUUUUUGCUUCAGUUAUUGUGCCGGAGUUGAAGGGUCAGGAUGUGAAUGGGUUUCCGAUGCUUAAGGCAGGUGCACUGAAAUUCUUUACAAUGUUCAGGAAUCAAAUAUCAAAGGAUGUUAUAGUUCAGAUUUUCCAAGAUUUGGUUCGGUUCCUUGUUGCGGAAUCAAACUUAGUUCAUUCUUAUGCUGCAAGUUGUAUUGAGAAACUGUUGCUGGUCAAUGAUGAGGGGGGAAGAUCUAGAGUCCGAGGAGAAUCAAUAUAUAAUGAAGUGUGGGGUAGCAGAAAUACACCUAUUGUGAUGCGUGUUAUUCUUGCAUCAAUCCGUGGGACUGUGAUGGAGCUUGGAAAUACACCUAUUGUGACUUCUGGGCUAGUGAUGCAACUCUUGGUUGGGUCCAAGUUCAUUGAAGUGGACAACAGUUUCUGCGAGGAUCGUGCCCUCUUGGAAAGAGACACUGACAAAGACGGGAAGGUUAACUUUAAAGAAUUUUUUCAUGGGCUUUUUGACAUGGUGAGGAACUAUGAUGAAGAAGGUCACCAUUCUUCACAUCAAUUUGAUGAUUCAAUGGAGGCCCCAGCAAAAAAAUUGUUUGCUCAGCUUGACAAAGAUGGUGAUGGAUACUUGUCAGAUGUAGAACUACUACCUGUAAUUGGAAAACUUCACCCGUCAGAGAGUUACUAUGCGAAACAACAAGCAGAUUACAUCAUAUCACAGGCAGAUGCUGAUAAAGAUGGGCGUCUAACCUUGGCAGAGAUGACUGAUAACCCUUAUGUAUUUUACAGUGCUAUAUUCGAUGACGAUGAGGAUGAGGAUGACUAUGAGUACCAUGAUGAAUUCCGUUAAUUUCAUGCUAGGUUGGGAAACCCCUUCCAUUUGUUUCUCAUCCUUGUUUCUAUCUUACCUGUCUUGUAAAUGAUAUAUAGAUGUUUUAAUUCCAUUUUCUGCAGGAUAUAGGGAAAAACUUUGGUAGAAUUCAAAAUUAUUUUGGCUAUAUAGUACUAGUAAGAAAAAGCUCCAUGACAUUGACGUGAAAUUUGCUCUUCCAAAUUGCCAUUUAUGGUUAAUCGCCAUGUGGUCAUAAGUCAUCCUGUACCUCCAGUUUUACCGUCAGAUAGUUCUUGGCGUCAUUGUUGUUCAUUAGAUAUGAAUGUCAGUCCACUGUGAAGGAUGACUUACACUAGAUUGAUAGCUGGAAUAUUAAUUUUGUGGCACACAGUUAGAUAUUCUGAUUUUUUUUUAUAUUCUUGGGGUUUUUACUUUUUUAAGGCUUUGUUACUCUGCAUAUUUUAUCAAGUUGAGUUGUACAUGCAUGAUAUUAUAAAAACAUUUAUCUCCAUUAGUUGUUCCAAGUGGAAGUAGUUUUAAUUGUUACAAUCGAAUUGUUUGCUUAAGGAUCAAUUACUUUAAGGCUGGUCAUUGGGGUAAAUCCGCUAUUAGAUCUCUCUCUCUCUCUCCCCUUCCAAGUUUUAGUGUUCAACUAUAAUAGUAGUAGUACUUUUGUGUGUGUGUGGGUGUUUGAAGUUUGAAGCGAAAUUAAGUUAUUGAAAAUGCUGUCCAUUACAAAAAAUACCAAUUCACACUAUGCUGGCAUUGCAGUUGCAGCUCUUAGAAAAUGCAAAUUGAAAUAUCUGAAGAACUUGUGAAAGGUAGUGUGCAUGAAUGACAAAUGGUGGUGAAUAAUGGUUAAAAUAGUGGGACCAUAAUACGAUAUAACAGUAGAGGACAGUACAGUAGGCAAGUAUUGGUCUUCCA
Molecule: messenger RNA, 2195 nt
Organism: Quercus lobata
Lineage: Eukaryota; Viridiplantae; Streptophyta; Magnoliopsida; Fagales; Fagaceae
Exons: 5
Coding region: 498-1286 (262 amino acids)
Biological process (GO): intracellular protein transport
Cellular component (GO): endoplasmic reticulum
Molecular function (GO): calcium ion binding
Source: RefSeq, a predicted model, not a curated record